Chenopodium quinoa (quinoa) is the source of this 4259-nucleotide messenger RNA. RefSeq names its product G-type lectin S-receptor-like serine/threonine-protein kinase SD2-5. The transcript has a single exon. Gene Ontology annotation, molecular function: ATP binding; protein serine/threonine kinase activity. The record is from RefSeq and is a predicted model, not a curated record. Bases 1489 to 3954 code for a protein of 821 amino acids. Gene Ontology annotation, biological process: protein phosphorylation. Lineage: Eukaryota; Viridiplantae; Streptophyta; Magnoliopsida; Caryophyllales; Amaranthaceae.
UUAAAAAAAAAAAAUAAAAUUUAAAGAAUAAAAAAAAUUAACAAAAGUAACCCACCAGCGAACCCCAAACCCCCACACCACCCUAGCCCAAACCCUCUGGCAUCCAUCCCCUCCCCAUGCCCUCCACCCUCCGAAAACCUCCCUCCCCACCUCCCACUACCGGAACUAACCCCCUUCCCCACCCUCAUCCAACGAAAACUGUCUGCUCUAGUUAAUCGCAGGGAGUAUGAGCGAAUUUGAUGGUGCAAUGGUGGAGCGAACAUUGGGGUUGUGAUGCUUCAAUAAUCACAAUUUUCUGGGUGAUCGAAUUUGGGUUGGCAUUGAUGUAAGAGUUGCAUGGGUGGCGCGACGGUGGUUGCGAUGUGUGAUUGGGGUGGUUGGGUUGCUGCUAUCCGCUAUGCGCUGUUGAUGUUGAGUGAGUACGAGCUGUGAGGGGGAGAGUGGCGAAUGGAGAGGUGAAGUUUUGUGGGUUGCUGCUCAGAAAGUGCGGUGGUUGUUGUGGUUGGGUGGGUUGUGCAUGAGGAGGGAGGUGGCGAACAAGGAGGUGAAGUGUUGUGGCCUUGAAUAUUUUUUUAGUUUUUAUAUUUUUUUAGUUUUUAUAUUUUUUUAUCCAUUCGUGUAGUGACACAUGUCAUUUAGUAAAUUAAAAAAAAAAAAGCCAAACGUAUAGGUUACCGGUCACAAGGGACCAGUAGAAAAGAAUGUCGUAUAAAGAUGGGAUUAUUAGAUAAUAAUCAAAAGAUGGGUUUAUUAAGAGCGAACCGGUCAAAGGUGGGAUUAUUAAAACCGAAUUUUCCUAAUAUAUUAUACUUUGUAUUAUAAUCUUCCUAUCCAAAUUAUGCAUAUUUCACCCUCAUAACAAUACAGAAUUUCUCUGUUGCAUAUUUUCUUUUUUAAAAAACCCAACUCAGAUCUUUCUUUUCAAUAGAAAGUAGAAACAAAGUAUAUAGUCUAUAAAUAAAAUUAUGUAUUUCAUCUUAUUAAUGAAAAAGGAAGGUGACCCAUGUGAGAAAAUCCCACUUGUAUUAUUUUCUCUUUUUGAUCCAGAAACUUAGGCCAGUUAGGAGAGAGAAAAUUUUCUUGUUUCUGAACUACUUUCAUUUACUAGCUAUUCCAGAAGAUGAGGCAUUUUUUCUAUUAUUCCUCUAACUUCUUUUCACAAUCCAAAAUUCAAUUUUCUGGGUUUGUUUUCUUUCAUAUUUGCCUUAAUUGAGAACACCCUUUAAAAAAUUUCGUGGGCGAGCACGAAAUAUAGAUUCUUGAUUCAUGCAGCCGACCCCAUCAUCUUAAAUUUUUUUUUGAUCAAUUUCACAAAUUUUGGGUAAUUUUGCUUUGUUCAUAGCAUAAUUUAAGUUCAUACAAAGUAUAUGUUUAGUCCAAAAUGAUUCUGAGAUUACCUGAUUUUAUUUCUCAGUUUUGAAGUGACUAUAUUUCUGACAAUUAUCUUAGUGCAAAAUUCUAGAAUUUUGUGCAAAUUGUUUGUUAAAAAUGGGAAAUUGGGGUUUUCUUCUCUUCAAAUUCCCACUAUUUUUGCUUAUUCUACUUGCAUUAAAUCAAUCUUGUAUUGGUAGUAUUCAAAGAAGUACCAAAAUAUUUCCAGGGUUUGAAGCAUCUCAAAUGGGUUUUAUUGAUAAUAAUGGGUUAUUUCUGUUAUCAAGGGACACUACUUUUGCAUUUGGGUUUAAACCAACUAAUGAUGUAACAUUGUUUUUGUUAGUCAUUGUUCACCAAGAGAGUUCCACAAUUGUGUGGACUGCUAAUAGAGUUUUCCCAGUUGGGAAUUCUGAUAGUUUUGUGUUUGAUAGUGAUGGUAGUGUGUCCCUCCAAAGUGGAGGAAAGGCGGUAUGGAAGCCGGAUACAGGGCGAAAACCGGUUUCUGUGAUUGAAUUGCAGGAUAGUGGGAACCUGGUCUUGUAUGGGAGUGAUAAUAGUACUAUAGUGUGGGAGAGUUUUAAAGAUCCUACUGAUACCCUUCUUUCGAAUCAGGAUUUUGUCGAAGGGAUGAAGCUUUCGAGUAAUCCUAAUAAGGGUAACUUGUCAUAUGUGCUUGAGAUUAAGUCUGGUGAUAUGAUUCUUUCUGCUGGGUAUGAAACAUCCCAGACUUAUUGGUCUAUGAAACAGGAUACUAGCAAGAUCAUUAAUAAGGAUGGUAGGGGGGUUAAGGUGGCGAGGAUUGAGUUGAAUUCAUGGAAGUUUUAUGAUGAUAGCAAGUCUUUGUUAUGGCAAUUGGUGAUCUCCCCUAAUUCCAUGGCUAGGAAUACUACUUGGAUUGCAGUGUUGGGGAGUGAUGGGUUUUUGGACUUCCUAAGCAUUGGAAAUAGUCCAUCAAAGGUGGUUUCUCAGGUGAAAAUACCGAGUGAUCUAUGUCAAACACCCGAGCCUUGUGAUGCAUAUAAUGCUUGUUCUAGUAACAGGUGCCAGUGUCCUUCAGGACUAGUCUCACGGUCCUGUACAACCGGCAUCUCUGAUCCAUGUGGUAACUCGAGUGCCAGUGUUCAUCUUGUUAAUCCCGGGGAUGGGCUUAGCUACUUUGCUCUUGGGCUUACUCAGCCAUCCAUGAAAACUGAUUUGGAUGGCUGCAAGGCCUCUUGUACUGGUAAUUGCUCGUGCCUUGGUUUGUUCUUUGAUAACAGCUCGCGCAGUUGCUAUCUGUUUGAUAGGAUUGGAAGCUUUACUUCUGAUCCUACAUCCAAAUACUCCGUCUUUGUGAAAGCUACAAUAGACGAAAGUGUUGAAGAAGGGGAUGGUGGAGGCAGUAGUAAGCACUUGCCUGUUGUGAUCACCAUUGUUAUCCUGACUGUACUGAUUGUAGUCAGUAUGGUUUAUGUAGGAUACAGGCAUUACACGAAAAAGAAGGAAGUGCCGGGAAGUCCUCAGGAACUCUCCGAAGAGGACAAUUUUCUUGAGUCGUUAGCAGGGAUGCCGGUCAGAUUUAGCUACCAGUCUCUGCAGGAUGCCACCAACAACUUCUCUGUGAAGCUUGGGCAAGGAGGAUUCGGUUCAGUUUACAGAGGAAAGCUUCCUGAUGGAACUCCACUAGCUGUGAAGAAACUUGAAGGGGUCGGUCAGGGGAAAAAGGAGUUUCGAGCUGAAGUUAGCAUCAUAGGCAGCAUUCACCACAAUCAUUUGGUCAGACUGAAGGGGUUUUGUACUGAAGGGAGCCACCGGCUUCUAGCUUACGAGUUCAUGGCAAACAAUUCCUUAGACAAAUGGAUUUUUAAGAGAAAUAAGGUUAAUGAUUGUUUGCUAGACUGGCCAACAAGGUUUAAUAUCGCGGUGGGAACUGCCAAAGGACUAGCAUAUCUUCAUGAGGACUGUGAGGUGAAGAUUGUCCAUUGUGACAUAAAGCCAGAGAAUGUUCUUCUUGAUGAACAUUUUGAGGCAAAAGUGUCAGAUUUCGGGUUAGCCAAGUUGAUGACAAGGGAGCAAAGUCAUGUUUUUACCACACUUCGAGGCACAAGGGGAUAUCUUGCACCCGAAUGGAUAACAAACUACGCUAUCUCAGAGAAGAGUGAUGUGUACAGCUACGGAAUGGUAUUGCUUGAGAUCAUUGGAGGCAGGAAAAGCUAUGAUCCUUCACUUCCCUCUGAGAAAUCUCAUUUUCCGGCCUAUGCAUUCAAGAUGGUGGAGGAAGGGAAGCUAAUGGAAAUCCUUGAUUCAGGUCUGCAAUACGGCCCUAAUGAAGAGAGUGUGAAGACCGCGAUUAAGGUUGCGUUAUGGUGCAUACAAGAAGACAUGUCAAUGAGACCCCCUAUGACUAAAGUUGUCCAAAUGCUUGAAGGCAUCUCUUCUGUUCCUAUGCCCCCAACGUCUUCCUUGACGGGUGCAAGGCUAUUUUCUAACUUCUUUAAGUUAUCUAGCAAUGAGGGUACCGCGACUGGGAGUUCAUCAGGGCCAUCGGAUUGCAACAGCGAAGCCUACCAGUCGGCUGUCCGGCUAUCAGGGCCAAGAUAGUUGGUGCCUAUACACUAUACAGGAAUAUAUUUCAUUUGUAUCAUCUUGUACAUACAAGUAUAAUUUAGUUAGAGGUCAUUGAAAGUUUUGUUACACAAUGUUAUAAUAUCUUCUUGUAUGAAACACUAUGUUUGUGACAUAGAUUAGGUAUGAAGAAUAGUUUGUUACAUAAAAUUUGUCAUUAUUGUCCAGAUUUGAUUUUCUUCCCAUGGGUGUCAAAUGUAUUAUCCCAAGAAACCAAACCUUGUACUUAAGAUUAUAGAGAAUUAUAAAAUUACUAAUUAAUGGAACAAAUGUCAACUUAA